ACUGUGCCCUUGCUUGCUUGAUGCUGAGACAGAGUGAAGAACGAGAAACAAAGUGCGAGACAGGAAGAUGAAGAUCGACGCCUUGCUAGUUUCCGCAGCAUUGCUUGCAGGCACAGCUGAAUGCUUCACACCGCACCCGUCUCCUCUGCCAAAGCGUUUUCAAAAUCAUGCUGCAACAAGGGCAGCGUUGCCACCAACACGCAGCCGCAAGCGCCCGCGAACAGCCUGGAUGGACAGCGACGGCGCAGCCUCCGCCGCUAGUGUUACCGACGGACGCCUCGUUCCUCCCCCUCCUCCGCCGGGCCUCCCGCCGCGACUCCAAGCAGCCGUUGACAUGCUCGGACAAGACACCGACCUCAAGACGAAGAGCAAGCUUCUCGUAGAACUCGGAGAUGCCUUCGCGAACACCGACGCCGCGGUAUUGCCCGUCGUAGUGCCCAGCGACAGCACGGCGGUGAACGAAGCCUCGGCAGACGGCUGGCACGCGCAUAAAGUGCCCGGCUGCGUCUCGGAGGUGUACGUGGCCGUCCGCGUGGAGGAGAGCCCGCCACCGCCGUCCCGGCGGGGAGGAGCGGCGACGGCGGCGGCGGACGAUUCUCUCGGAGCGGGCGGCGGCGGAGGCGUCGUCUCUAUCCGGGGCACCGCCGAUGCCAGGCUCAGCCGUGGCCUGCUGGCCCUGCUGGCUCUCGGCCUUCAGGGGCAGAGCGCCCGCACGGUCCUGAGCCUGCGGGGCAAGGACCUCGCGGCCGCGGUGGGGAUGAGGGCCGGGCUCACUUCCAGCCGGAUCAACGGGCUGGGGAACGUCUUGGGGGUGAUCCAGGAUCAAGUGCGGGGGCACUUCCGCCGCGCCGCUGCCGCCGCUUCUGCCGCCGCCGGGGCGGCGGACACCCUUCGCCCGACCCUGGUGGACCUGACCGCUGUGCAGGGAGCUACCCCACGAGCGGCCACCAACGCAGGGAAGGUAGAAGCAGCAGCAGCAGCAGCAGCGGCAGCGGCGCCGGCGCAACGAGAGAUAGCGGUGCCUCCGGCAAGCAGAGCAGCAGCAGCCUUGUCGACAUCACCGCCGCGAGCGAGGGUAGAAGCAGCAGCAGCCGCGGCAAGGGGGGAAGCACCAAAGGUAGCAGCAACAGUGUCUGCAGCAGCUUUGUCGAGCAGCAGCACUACUGCCGACAUCACAGCCACCACAACCACCGCUGGUUUGGACCCCAGCCGCAGCUGGGGAGACGACGCGAGCAGCUGGUACCCCCUGCCGGGCGCGGAGAACGAGGUGGCGAUGCUGCUUUCGGGGGGCGUGGACUCGUCGGUGGCGAUGAGACUUCUCCAAGACCAAGGGUACAAGAUCCGGGCGUUUUACCUCAAGAUCUGGCUGGAGGACGAGCUUGCUCACCUCAAUGAGUGCCCGUGGGAGGAGGACCUGGCUUACGCCACGGCGGUGUGCGAGCAGGCGGGUGUCCCCCUGGAGGUCGUCCCGCUGCAGAGGGAAUACUGGGACCAGGUAGUGUCGUACACGGUAAGGGAGGCCCGCGAGGGGCGCACGCCCAACCCGGACGUGAUGUGCAACAGCAGGAUCAAGUUCGGUAUGUUCUACGACCACGUCGGGAAACACUUCCGGCACGUCGCCACCGGGCACUACGCCAGGCUCGAGCACUCGGGCGGCAGCGUCGACAACAAUGCUACCCCUAACGAUCGCAAUGCAGCGGCAGCUGCAGCGGGAACGGAAGAGGCUCCGGUAAGGGUAGCCGCCGGCAGUGACAGGGGGCGGGUCCGACUGCUGCUAAGCCCCGACGCCGUCAAGGACCAGACGUACUUCCUGUGCGCGCUGACCCAGGACCAGCUGCGGAAGGCGCUGUUCCCGCUCGGGGUGUACACCAAGGACCAGAUCCGGGAGCUUGCCGAGAGCUACGACCUUCCCACCAAGCACCGGAAAGACUCGCAGGGCAUUUGCUUCCUCGGCAAGCUCAAGUUCGACGAGUUCCUGCAGCACUACCUGGGCACCUCUCCAGGCGCGAUCGUCGACCAGACCGGGCGACACAUCGGCGAGCACAAGGGGCUCUGGUUCCACACCAUCGGCCAGCGCAAGGGCGUCGGCCCGGGCCUCGUGCCCGGCGUGGUGAACCUCGGCCCGUGGUACGUCGCCGACAAGGACAUGGAGAGCAACGUGCUGGUGGUGACGAACGACCGCGAGGCUAUCGCGAGCCCGAGGGAGGUCUUCCGGGUGGAGGCACUUCAGUGGAUCUCCGGGCGACCCCCCGCCGAGCUCGCGCGGGACGGGUCCAUGCGCUUGCGGGUAAAGACUCGUCACGGCCCGCAGAUGAGAGACUGCUUCCUGCGCCUUGUGCCGGAGGUUGCCCACGGCGACGGCAGCGGCGGAGCCGGUGCGGAAGCGACGGCGGAAGACGGCGUUGGCUCGCCGACGAGGGGAUACGUGAACCUCGACAACAAAGAUUCUGCCCUAGCACCUGGGCAGUUCGCGGCGUUUUACCUCGGCGACGAGUGCGUCGGGUCUGGGGUCAUGUGCGGCUGGUCCGCCGCCGCCGCCGCCGCCGUUGGCGUCGUCGCCGGUGGCGAGGGGGGGAUCGCCGCCGGCUUGGAGCCGGGAGGAGGGUCGGCGCUUCGCCGGCUGGAGGAGGAGCGCGGUGGUGUGUUGGAGUACCGAGGCACCGCCUCGGGGGCGGCUCCUGCUGCUGCCAUGAGACAAUAGCGCAGGCUGGUGGCCACGGCGGGGGAACGCCCGGCGUGAGUUAACACUUGUUUAGUGAUGGUCGUAUGGUUGGGUGGAGAUGUUGAACAAACUUGCGGUCUUGUCUAUCUUCCCAACAAUCUGGCGAGAGGAACAUUAAGGUUGACUCUUUUGUCGGUCGGUGGCUCCUCCCGAAGCACGACGGGACAAAAGCUUGGUUUAGUAUCGGUCUCUUGCGGGUCUAGCCCACGACCAUCGAUGAAAUACGCCUGCUCGUGUUUGAGCAUGCGUGUGGGUUCCGUUGUUUACGUGUCCGAGGGUUUUCCGAGCAGCUGUAGUGCCUUUUGUCCGGUCGGACCCACUCUCUGUGCCGUACCUACCUAGCGCGCUAUGCUGUCGGUGUGAAGUGAAAUGAACGCAAUAUCUCUCUCUGUUCUGGGCACACGAAGCCCCUGUUGCACAGAGCUUGGAAUAAGGAAGAAGACACAAUCAUCCAAGACGU
Molecule: messenger RNA, 3182 nt
Organism: Ectocarpus sp. CCAP 1310/34
Lineage: Eukaryota; Phaeophyceae; Ectocarpales; Ectocarpaceae
Source: the annotation of a GenBank genome assembly